CCAUCAACCAGCAAGAUUUCGCCCAAAAGCAGACAGGAGGAGCGCCCCGCGCUGACCAGGCUGGUGGGCAGGAAGCGGCUGAUCGCAGCCGGGGUGCUCGGAGUGGUCAUGGUGCUGCUGCUGGUCGUGCUCAUCCCCGUGCUGGUCAGCUCCGCCGGCACCUCGGCGCACUACGAGAUGCUGGGCACGUGCAGGAUGGUGUGCGACCCUUACGGCACCAAGUCUCCCACAAGCGCGGCCACGGCGGCGGACACGGCGCGGGACGGCGGCCUCGUGCAGUCGCUGCCCACUUUCAUCCAGGGACCCAAAGGGGAGCCGGGGCGGCCCGGGAAGGCGGGGCCCAGGGGCCCACCCGGAGAGCCAGGACCACCCGGACCCGCCGGCCCGCCCGGAGACAGAGGGGAGCCGGGACGUCCCGGCUUACCCGGACCCCCGGGACCCAACGGCGCGGGCGCCAUCAGCGCGGCCACUUACAGCACCGUGCCCAAGAUAGCCUUUUACGCGGGACUGAAGAAGCAACACGAGGGCUACGAGCUGCUCAAGUUCGACGACGUGGUGACCAACCUGGGCAACCACUACGACCCCACCACGGGCAAGUUCACCUGCUCCAUCCCGGGGAUCUAUUUCUUCACCUACCAUGUGCUGAUGCGGGGCGGAGACGGCACCAGCAUGUGGGCAGACCUGUGUAAAAACAACCAGGUCCGAGCGAGCGCCAUCGCCCAGGACGCGGACCAGAACUACGACUACGCGAGUAACAGCGCGGUGCUGCACCUGGAGCCCGGGGACGAGGUCUACAUCAAACUGGACGGAGGCAAAGCCCACGGGGGCAACAAUAACAAAUACAGCACCUUCUCUGGCUUUAUCAUCUACGCCGAUUAGGACAACAGCUCCUUCCCCACCCCCACCUGAGCUGCCCCAGCCCGUG
Messenger RNA from Colossoma macropomum (tambaqui), 925 nucleotides. RefSeq names its product complement component 1, q subcomponent-like 3a (gene c1ql3a). NCBI's taxonomy places the organism in Eukaryota, Metazoa, Chordata, Actinopteri, Characiformes, Serrasalmidae. The record is from RefSeq and is a predicted model, not a curated record. The transcript is spliced from 2 exons. Gene Ontology annotation, molecular function: protein binding. Bases 109 to 879 code for a protein of 256 amino acids.